Pediculus humanus corporis (human body louse) is the source of this 1866-nucleotide messenger RNA. Its product is annotated as transcription factor glial cells missing, putative. Gene Ontology annotation, cellular component: nucleus. The record is from RefSeq and is a predicted model, not a curated record. Gene Ontology annotation, molecular function: DNA-binding transcription activator activity, RNA polymerase II-specific; RNA polymerase II cis-regulatory region sequence-specific DNA binding. Lineage: Eukaryota; Metazoa; Arthropoda; Insecta; Psocodea; Pediculidae. The transcript has 3 exons. Bases 1 to 1866 code for a protein of 621 amino acids. Gene Ontology annotation, biological process: gliogenesis; regulation of transcription by RNA polymerase II.
AUGAACCAAGGCUUUUCAUCAUCGUCGUCGUCAAGAUUGCAAUCCCGAUCCAGGUUGCAAGAAUGGGACAUAAACGACACGAGCAUACCCCAAGUAACGGAAUUCGACACGUGGGAAGAAUGGGCAAACGGUCACUGCAGGAUGGUUUACCCUUCGAGUUGCGAAGAAGCAAAACGUCACACUUCCGGUUGGGCAAUGAGAAACACGAAUAAUCACAACGUUCACAUAUUAAAAAAAUCAUGUCUCGGAGUAUUGGUUUGCUCACAGAGAUGCGUUUUACCCAACGGAGACGAAGUACAUUUGAGGCCUGCUAUUUGUGAUAAAGCAAGGAAAAAACAACAAGGAAAACCUUGUCCGAAUCGACAAUGUUUAGGAAGGCUCGAAGUAUUAGCUUGUAGAGGACAUUGCGGAUAUCCGGUCACGCAUUUUUGGAGGCAUACGGAACACGCAAUUUUUUUCCAAGCGAAAGGUACUCACGAUCAUCCCCGACCGGAAGCCAAAUCAACUUCCGAAGCUAGAAGAAGUUUGGGUGCCGGAAGGAGGGUGCGAGGUUUGGCAGUGAUACUCGCACGAGAAACCGCUAUGGGUAGCAAAAUAAUGUCUUUAAGGGAGGGAAAAGUUUCGGAAUCCGGUCACAGAUUGCAAAAUUCAUCCAUGAAACCCAUGCUAUGUUCGAGUCAUCAACCUCCUCCACCGCCUUUGAUAUCGGAUAAUAAUAACAAAGACUCUUGUUCGUGUUCACCCUUCGAUUGCAUAUGCAGUGAUUUUAUCAAUCAAGUACAGUCCUACCAACAAUUUACGAAUCAUUCAUCGUCAUUAAACGGCUACGAUACUUCCCAUUAUUCUCACACGCUAGGAGGAGGAGGGGGAGGGGGAGGAGAACAAAGUUCAAACGGUUACUACAACGCUAGUCAAAAUAACGAUAUGCUUGUUCAAUCCUGCCAAGAUUUUCCAUCUUUUCACGGUGAUUUAUUUCAACCCGAAGAAAUAUUUCAAUUGGAUCAACCGUUGAGGCCUUCGGAUCAAGAACAAACAAAUUGCGAAAGGUCACCGACAAUCAUAUUAGAUCUCGGAAACGGAACGAAUGAAAAAAAUUCCGUCAAAUUCGAACAGGAAGGAAUUUGGACGAAUCAAAAUCAAUUAGGAAUAGCAGACGACGGAAGUAGUAACGAUUGCACGCGUUAUUCUAAUCUAUCACCCAAUUCAAACGUUUUUCAACAAUUUUCAACGGAUUUUAAUAAAUUUCAAGAUUACCAAGAGUAUUAUAAUAACAACAACAACCACAAUCAUAACGAAAGCUUUAAAUCUGUGGAAAAUUACGACGGACGAGAAAAUUUACAAUUUUUCUACAGUAAUAAUAAUAAUAAUAAUAAUAAUGUUCCUUGUGAAAAAUAUAAAAACGUUGUACCAAAUUUUAUAAAUUCGGAAAUCGAUGGUCGUAAUUUGUGUUUUACCUCACCCGCGGAUACAAAUCUAACAAAUUCAGAUUGUCGAGGGGAUUAUAGGUAUUUAUCUACGACGGAAGAAAUGAGACAAGAAGAGUUUCCGGUUACGUCGGAAAACGAUUGUAAAUUAGACGUUAAAAAUUAUUCAAACGAUUAUGGGAUUUUCCAAGACGUUAUGCCGAUCCAGGAUAAUUUCAACGAUUAUUAUUCUUAUACGGUAAAUAAUAAAAUAUGUGAUAAUUUCGAACCUGUUUCCGGUGAAGAAAAAACAGUGACGCAAUCCUAUUAUUUUUUCGAUUACGGAAUUGAUUCGAGACCGGAAAUGAAUCCGACAAACAAUUCAUCCUACUAUCAAUCCCACCAACACCAAAUAUUUCACAACAAUCAAUCAUCUCAUUUUCAACAUGGUGGAUCGAAUUAA